AUAACACACAUUCUAUUACUUGUAAUUGGAUCAUUUGUUUGUUUUCAUAUAAUCGCGACUGGCAUAGAUUAGUUGAUAAAUAAAAGUGGCAAAAAGUAUUAUCUGAAGGCGUAAAAAAGACAAAUGUUAUUGCUAACUUCAAGUAAAUUGUAAAUGUAGCUACUGCCGGACGUUUGCAGUAAAGAUUGUGUUAAGCAACAGAGUGAAUCAAUGUUGCAGACUUGCGAGUCCUAAACCCUAAUUACUUUGAUAAGUGAGACAAAGAACAACGAAACUAACUGUAGGAGCAGAAUGGCAUUCAGGAAGCGGAGUGGAGCAACGGAUCGACAAGUACUUGUCGAAAACGAGCAGGUACCAUAUCGGGGGAAUGCAAUUGACAACAACUUUGGUGGCUCAGCAAAUACCGACAGAAUCAGCGCGAUUGCUGAAUCAAGUGAUGAGGAUGAAAUAAAGUGCAUGCCUGCAAUUUUGCCUACAAUGGAUAACGAAUUGGAUCCAGAGCAAAUACGAAGUCGGGGACAAAUAUUGAUGACUGAUGCGCCACCUGAUCGCUAUAACUAUACUUAUGCCGUUUUCUAUUUGCUGGGCAUUGCCACCAUGACACCAUGGAACUUCUUCGUAACAGCAGAGGAUUACUGGAUGUUUAAAUUCCGAAACACGACCAUCAACGAAACCUCCGAUUUUGUACCAGAACUGACACCAAUGCAAAAAAGCUUUACCUGUGAUCUAACGCUCGCGGCAUCCAUAUCGGGCACUACUUUUCUCAUACUUAACGCCAUUUAUGGACAUCUCGUUUCCCUAAAAGUGAAAAUGUUAGCAACACUAUUCACUAUUUUAGGCAUUUUCAUCAUAACCACGAGCUUCGUUGAAAUCAACACCGACCACUGGCAGGAACAGUUUUUCUUAAUCACAUUAUUUACGGUUGUAAUCAUUAACAUAUGUUCGGCCACAAUGUCUGGCGGUAUAUUCGGCGUAGCUGGUCUCUUCCCAUCACAUUAUAUGACUGCUUUGGUCAGUGGUCAAGCCUUGGGCGGUAUACUGUCAGCGCUCGCUUUUAUUUUAGUACUAGCUUUCGGCUCUGCGCCCGAUGUUACUGCUUUGAUAUAUUUCAUCAUUGGUAGUGGUUUGGUUUUUCUAUCCAUAAUCUGCUAUAUAAUUAUGUCACAUCAGCCAUUUUUCAAGUAUUAUGUCGAAGGUGGUGAUAAGUACAAAAUUUUGGCCGACACACCCUCACACAGUCGUAGUGUUGACACUGGCGUAGAUUUAGAUCCGAAUAUAAAAGAGGUCUUUGGAAAAAUUUACGUUGAAGCUGUCAACAUAUGUCUACUUUUUGCGACCACACUCUCCGUAUAUCCAUCGGUCACCGAGCUAAUGCAGUCGGAAAAUUACGGUAAAGGACACGCAUGGAAUGAUACUUACUACAUGCCAGUGGUAAAUUAUCUAUUCUUCAAUUCCGGUGACUACUUUGGACGUAUACUGGCCGGUUUGUGGGAGCGACCCCGCAAUAAUCCACACACGGUGCUUUUAAUGACUUUUAUACGCCUGCUGUACGUUCCGUUCUUUCUCUGUGCGAAUAGUAAUGCACACAAUUUCUUGCCCGUGCUGGUGCAUACCGAUGUCACAUUUAUCAUAUUGAUGAUUACCUUUGGUAUAACUAACGGUUAUUUAGCAAAUAUCAGCUUAAUAAUGGCACCGAGAUCUGUCAUGCGGCACGAAAAAGAAAUGGCUUCAUCCAUUAUGGCAGCAAGUCUGAGUUUAGGACUGGCGGUUGGCUCAUUACUAAGCAUGGCUUUUGUGCAAAUGCUGUAAUAGCGGGUGUGGAACGCAAUACUUAGUGCCUUGUACAUAGAUAUAUUAUAUUAUAAUGAAAACAUAUUGAGUAAUAAGCGAUUUAGUGUUUAAUAAUGAGAUUAGCUCAGACGAAGGAGUGCCAAAAUGAAAUAUUAUUGUUUCACUGAUUUUUUAAUUUGCAUUUAAAUUUUGUUAAUUUUAUUUUUUUUAAUUUAGUUUUAAUUUUUUUAUUUAAUUUUAUUUUAUUUUAAUCAAUUUUCAUUUUUUAAAUUAAAUUAAAUUUUUUUUUUCAUUUCUAAUUUUCUUUCUUCAUUUAAAAUUUUUUUUUUAUUAUCUUUCAUAUUAUUUUUGAUUGCUCUUAGAUUAUUAUUUCUUUUUUAAAUAUUUUUUUUCUCUAGUUUUCUUUUAAUAUAUUAUUUUUAUUUAAAUUUACUUUUUCAAUUUUAUUUUUUAAUUUUUAAUAUAUUUAGAAUUUUUUUUUUAAUUGUUUUUAUAUUUUAAUAUUUUUUUGCAUUCUUAUUUGUUGUUUUUUUUUUUAGUUUUCUUUAUUUUUUUUUAAGUUUUCUUUAUUUUUUUGUUUUUUUUUAAUUUUUUUUUUUGUUUUUUUUUAUUUUAUUUUUUAGUUUUCUAUGUUUCAGUUUUAGUUUUCUCUUAAAUUAUUUUUUACUUUAUUACAUUUUUAACUUCUUUUAUUUUUUUUUUUGCUUCCGCUUUAAUUUUUUUCUUUUCCCAAAAGACAAUGUAUUACGCCAAUUAAGUUAUAACUCGCUAUGUUGUUUAUUUGCGUUUUAUUUUUGAAUAAUCUGGCACCAAAAAAAAAAUAUUUUAAAUCGGUGUCAUGCAAUAUAUUAACAUACUCCGACCAUUGUUUUUUAUUUUUUUAAUUUUAGUUACAAAUAUAAUGUAAAGUGUUUUUAUCAGAUUCGUUAAAAAAAUUAAGUAAAAAUUUAAAAUAUCAUAAGUCUUAUUUUACUUGAUAACAAUUUAUGUAGAACAAUUUUAAACUAAAUAUUUUUUAAACACAUUAAUAAAAUAACGUCUUUUGACCAAAUAUUUUUAACCAAA
Bactrocera dorsalis (oriental fruit fly) is the source of this 2856-nucleotide messenger RNA. RefSeq names its product equilibrative nucleoside transporter 2 (gene Ent1). Gene Ontology annotation, biological process: nucleoside transmembrane transport. The transcript has 6 exons. The coding region runs from base 292 to 1809 and encodes 505 amino acids. Gene Ontology annotation, molecular function: nucleoside transmembrane transporter activity. The record is from RefSeq and is a predicted model, not a curated record. Gene Ontology annotation, cellular component: plasma membrane. NCBI's taxonomy places the organism in Eukaryota, Metazoa, Arthropoda, Insecta, Diptera, Tephritidae.